Molecule: messenger RNA, 432 nt
Organism: Diaporthe citri
Lineage: Eukaryota; Fungi; Ascomycota; Sordariomycetes; Diaporthales; Diaporthaceae
Exons: 2
Coding region: 1-432 (143 amino acids)
Source: RefSeq, a predicted model, not a curated record
AUGGCGGGAAGGUUACGUUGGCGCGGGCUGCGCAUCGAGUCCGUCGAUAACUACUCUGGCGUGCUCGUCCCACUGGACCAGGCUCAUCUCCACAGCCAUUCAGCUCGUUGCGGGAGGACCGAGUUCGAGGAGCUCCCGGCCCACGGCGACGACGACGAUGACCCCAAGGACAGGGGAGGGGAUGAGGGGACCGGCAUGCUGGAGAUGAGUGCUGCUGAGUACAGCAUUGAGGGCCUUAGGAAGGAGGUGCGAAGAGGCGGCAGUGGCAUGAGGUCGGAUUACGAGUUGAAAUCGAUGCUAGUCAACAAGGCCGUCCAGGAUAUCGGCAUGGGCAGGUACAACUGGCAGCUGUUCGUCUUGUGUGGCUUUGGAUGGUUUGCAGAUAAGUAUGUUCUCCCGAUGUUCGAUAUACUGGCAAUGCUGUCGUGCUAA